CUGGACCCGGAUUCCCGACACACACUCCCCGCAGGCGGCUGGGGUGGGGGCAGAAUCCCUCUGGCCAGAUCCGCCCCCUUUGGGCCAUGUUCUGCCCCGGGGGGAGCGCAGCAAUGCGGAUCCAGGAGCUGGUGCCACCAGAGGGCUCUGGUUAUUGCGGAGGGACGGGAGGCUGCUCUGGCUUAUGCCUUUGCUCUCUUCCUCUGUAUUUGCUGCUGCUUCUCCUUCGCUCAGGAUAUCAGGGGGCUGAGCUUCCUGGGUCAGACGCUGAGUGCCAGCAGCUGCGUCCAUAGUGACCCAAGAGCCAGGACUGAGCAGCUGCUGCGCCAGGGAAAGACCUUCAGCAAAGCGCCCUCUGCGCCCAGCCCAGAUUGGGACUCUCUCCGGUGGCUGGGACCUGCCCCGGGCUCUGCCCACACCAGCUCCUGAGCCGGAGCCUGCAGAAUUUCGAAAUUUCCGGUGUUCGUGCCAACUCCGAACGCAGGUCCGUUUAGAAAUCAUGAAACCCUCUGUGACGUGGAACCUCCGUACUCUGCACAGCUGUGCUCGCUUACAUGGGUCGGCGACCGGUGGAGGAGGCAGGAGCCGUGUCUCACCAUGGAGCAGUACGUGCUGCUGGAUCCCCGGCAGAGGGCCCUGUACAGGGAUGUCAUGCAGGAGAGCUACGAAACCCUGAUGGCCCUUGAAUUUCCAAUUUCCAAGCCUGACCUGCUCUCCCGGCUGGACCGAGGGGAUGAGCCGACAGCCCUGGAUCUUCACGUACCCAGAGGUGGCCGGGCAGCAGCAGACAGCACCGCCAGUGGGAAAGAAGAAGAGAAACCGCAGGAAGCGAGGCCAGAGGAGCCAGCCCCGGGAAAAGCCGACGGCGCUGGGAAGGCUCCCCAAAGCCCCGAGGCAGGGGAGAAGCCGCCGGCUAACAGCGGGGAGAGCCCCAACACCUGCGCCGAGUGUGGCAAGACCUUCAGCCACAAGUCGGCGCUGGCCAAGCACCAGAAGAUCCACACGGGCGAGAGGCCCCAUGAAUGCCCCGACUGUGGCAAGACCUUCAUCCAGCGCUCGGACCUGACCAUCCACCGGCGGGUGCACACUGGGGAGCGCCCCUAUGCCUGCCCCGACUGCGGGCGCCGCUUCAGCGUCAGCUCCUCCCUGCUGACCCACCAGCGCACCCAUGCGCCGGGUGGAGAGAAGCCCAACCGCUGCCCGCAGUGCGGGAAGAGCUUCGCCGACCCCAACGCCCUGGCCCGGCACCAGAAGAGCCACCUGGGCGGCAAGCCGUAUGAGUGCGGCGUCUGCGGCAAGGCCUUCGCCUGGAGCUCCCACCUGGAGCGGCACCAGCGCAUCCACACGGGAGAGAAGCCCUUUCAGUGUGGGGAGUGCGGCCGGGCCUUCGCCUGGAGCUCCCAUCUGGACCGCCACAUGCGCACCCACGCGGCAGCUGCGGAGGAGGAGGAGGCUGAGGAGGAAGCCCCGCCCCCGCCGCAGAGAUGCGCUGACUGCGGUAAGCGCCUCAACCACCAGACGGACCCACAGCGCUUCAAGCACAAGGGGACGCAGACCCAGGACGGCGGCGGGCUGGGAGAGGGGCCCUGCCAGGUCGAGGAGAGUGGCCCCGAGCGGCCCCACCGCUGCCAACAGUGCGGCAAAUGCUUCAGCCAGAGCUCGAACCUGCUCAAGCACCAGCGCGUGCACACGGGCGAGCGGCCCUACGCCUGCCCGGACUGCGGGCGCCGCUUCCGCUGGGGAUCAGCCCUGGCCAAACACCGGCGCACCCACACCCGGGAAAGGCCCGCCGAGGACCCGGCGCCGGCCCCUGACACCGGCGCUGCCGGCAAGCCGUACCCGUGUGGGGCCUGCGGGAAGAGCUUCGGCUGGAUCUCGCACCUGGAGCGUCACCGGCGCAUCCACACGGGAGAAAAGCCCUACCGGUGCGGGGAGUGCGGGCGGGCCUUCGCCGUCAGCUCCCACCUGGAGCGGCACCGGCGCAUCCACACUGGUGAGCGGCCCUACCGCUGUGGCGACUGUGGCAAGAGCUUUGCCGUCAGCUCCACCCUGCUGGCUCACCGGCGCACCCACGCCACCCGGGAGGGGAGGCCUCACCAGUGCCCUGACUGUGGCAAAGGUUUCACUGCUGCCGCAGCCCUGGAGCGGCACCGCCGGCUGCACCGGGGUGAGAAGCCUUACCAGUGCAGUGUCUGUGGCAAAGGCUUCGCCUGGAGCUCGCACUACGACCGGCACCGGCUCACCCACACCGGAGAAAAGCCCUUCCCCUGCGCCCACUGUGGAAAGCGCUUUGGCCGCAGCUCCCACCGCAACCGGCACCAGCGGGCCCACGCCCAGGCUGGCGCGGAGAAACGGCAUGUCUGUCCUGACUGCGGUAAAGCCUUCAGCCUCAGCGCGGCCCUGGCGGCCCACCAGAGACUCCACACCGCUGGCACCGACAGCCCGCUCUCCCUGCUGCCGCCCGCCUGGUGGGAGGCCGAGAGGAGGACCGGGACGACCACGCCACCGCCCGAGGCCUGGGCUGAGGAUCCGGCCACCCGCUUCCAAUGCCCUGUCCCCUCCGCUUCUCCGACUGCUUCCCCCCGGGCCUGGGCGACCAAGUCUCUCUCAGCUCCCGGCGCAUGGAGGCCAGGGGAACGGGAGGCCAGUGCUGCUGCCCCUCUGGAGAGCUGGGCCCAGCAACCUCCUCCCAGCUCCUAACAUGGCUAAGCAGGGUGUGUAGGGGGAGGGGGAACCCCUGUCUUUGGAGAGAGCCAGAAACACCCUCUGCCCUGGAUGGGGCUGGUUGGGGGACUGGCAUGUUCUCCCCCCCAGCCAGGGGAUUCUCUGCGGGUGAAGGGGGGGUGGAAGUUUGCCCCCUCACACCGGCAGCAUGAUUCACUGCUGAUGCAGAAAAAUGGCCCUUGAGCCGCCUGGUAGCUGAGACCCUCUUCUCCCCCCGCCCCCCAGAAUGCCAUAGGGCCAGGGGGUUCCCCCCACCCACCCCAUACCCAGGCGGAAAUGAGAGCUAGAAGGGAAGGGGGUGGAGGGCUGGGUCUGGGAUAGGGACUAGAUAUGGGGGGAGGUGGGGUGGACAUCAAGCAGGGGGGGAUGAGAGUUUGGGGACUGGGGGUGUAGGAACCAGAGGGGGCAGCAGACAUUGGGUGGAGGGAGGGUGGGAAGCAGAGCAAGGUGGGGGGCUGAGUGUUUAGGGUUCAGAGGGUUGGAUGGGAAGCAGACGGAGCUUGCAGCUUAUGGGUGUGCUGGGAGCAGGGGGGUAUCUAGCAUCGUGGGGUAGAGAUGGGAUUACGGAGGUGCCGCCCACCGAUACGACUUUUUCCACCUGCUCCACUCUGUUUGCUUCUGUGCUGUUGCCGGCUCAGAAAGAAAUGGGGGAGACCUCAGAGCAGACAGGCGUGGGGGAUGUGGGGCAGAGGUUGGGAGAGAGAGAGUGGCAGGGCCGGGGGAUCUGUCCCUGGAGCAAAGGAAUGGCUUUGGAGCAGCACACGGUUCACCAGUGGGACUCCCUGCUGCUGGAGACACCUGGAGAAAUAAGCGCAGUGAAGGGCCUCUGUGGCUGGGAAUCUGCCUUGUUAUAGGCAGAUCAGGGAUCCCCAGGAGAAAGGAGGGGCCAGUGACCCAAUGCCUGACAAAGGUGUGAAAUUUGGCCCUAGAGCCACAGAUGCACAAGUCCCGCUCCAUGGGUCCUGACCCUCUUUCAGGAUGUGAAAGGCAAGGCUCAGGACUCUGCCUUGCUCUCUGCUCCAGGGGGAUGAAUUCACCCAGGACCAUGCAGCGCAGCAGCUGGUUUCCAUGGGCCCUCCCCUUUGUGGGAGGCCUAGAACAGCCUUUGUGGACCCAGGGAAUCCGAUGUCAAUAGCAUUAGCUUUGGGGUGUCAUAUUUAUAUGAUCCCCGCCUUUGUGUUAGCCUGGGAGGGGUCACAUUUAUACAGUUCCCCCUCCGUUCCGUUAGCUUCAGGGUGUCAUGUCUAUACUGUCCUUCCUUUCCGGAGCCUCCGAGCAUUUCAUUCAUACUGCUCCCGUCAGAUUCGGCGUGACACAUCCCAUGCUAGACAAAGGUUGGUUAGAAAGGCUGAGCUAGUAUAUUUUCUACGUUGGCUGCACUAACGCUGGGUCUGACUGUGCUUCCCUGGGUGGGUGUCAAUGGAAAAAUCCUCUCUGGCCUUUUGGGGCCAGUUGGUUAAGUAGCGAUGCUCACAGCUAGAGACGGAGACAGACCGAACUGGGGAAGGAAGUUACUGCCUGAGCUCUGCAGUGAUGUCACACAGUCAGGAGGGAGUGAAGGUCAAAGAUAAGGGCGCUGGGAAACGACAGCGUUUGCUCUUGAGAGCCAGCCAGCUGAGAACCGUGAACUUGCUGCACCGGGACAGACAGGAAAUGUCCUGUGAGUAUCAGGGAAAGCUGCCCUGAAUCCUAAAGGGCUACGCAUGACACCCCAAGAGGAGGGAACAGUGUGGGAAAGGGGUGUCUGCCGGUUCCUGAGAGGAAGAGGCUGGUCAGAAAAGAAAGCUGGGGAAGUCAACAGGCCAGGCCGGCCCUGAAACCAGACCAGGCUGAGUCCAUCGGUGAGGAGGCCACAAGGAGUCGGGAACCCUGACAGCUCAGCUGCCGGAAUCCACCUCCUUCCUGGGAGCGCGGCUGCUGACAGACAAGGGGCUAACACUACAUCUCCUAGUUACCACAGCAGGUGACUCCUUGGACCCGGGUUCUCCCGGCCGCAUCAUUGGCUUUUGUCACUCGCUCGAGCGGUUUGUCUCAGGGAAGAGCCUGAAAGGCUGGUUUAUUGUUGGGGGAGGUGGGUACUGGGACAGAGAUGGGUUGGGAAUGGCACAGGGGUGUAGUUGGGCUGCGGGCACGGAGGUGGGACGAGGGUUUAACUUUUGACUUCCUUGCUUUGGAUUAGAGGGUAAUAAAGUAGAACGUAGUUUAGCAAAA
Molecule: messenger RNA, 4935 nt
Organism: Chelonia mydas (Green sea turtle)
Lineage: Eukaryota; Metazoa; Chordata; Testudines; Cheloniidae
Product: zinc finger protein 883
Exons: 5
Coding region: 598-2700 (700 amino acids)
Biological process (GO): regulation of transcription by RNA polymerase II
Cellular component (GO): nucleus
Molecular function (GO): RNA polymerase II cis-regulatory region sequence-specific DNA binding; DNA-binding transcription activator activity, RNA polymerase II-specific
Source: RefSeq, a predicted model, not a curated record